Molecule: messenger RNA, 979 nt
Organism: Homarus americanus (American lobster)
Lineage: Eukaryota; Metazoa; Arthropoda; Malacostraca; Decapoda; Nephropidae
Gene: SmF
Product: small nuclear ribonucleoprotein F-like
Exons: 3
Coding region: 86-361 (91 amino acids)
Biological process (GO): spliceosomal snRNP assembly; mRNA splicing, via spliceosome
Cellular component (GO): U1 snRNP; catalytic step 2 spliceosome
Molecular function (GO): RNA binding
Source: RefSeq, a predicted model, not a curated record
GAGAGGUUUGUGAAGCUGACCGUCUGAGGUAAAUAGAGCGGCUUAUAAACACACUCGGCGGCGUCACCAUAGAAAUAACUAAAAAAUGUCUCUCGCUGUUCCAACUCCAAUUAACCCCAAGCCUUUCCUGAAUCAGCUGACCGGUCAAGCUGUUAUUGUAAAGCUCAAAUGGGGUCACGAAUAUAAAGGUAUCCUUGUGUCUGUUGAUGGAUACAUGAACCUCCAGCUGGCCAACACAGAGGAAUAUAUUGAUGGUCAGUCAACCGGCAGUUUAGGAGAGGUGCUCAUCCGCUGUAACAAUGUUCUGUACAUCCGUGGAGCAGAAGAAGAUGACGAAGAAGAAGGCCAAAUGAAGGAGUAGCAGAGUUAGUGCACGUUGAAAAAAAUGGACCUGAUGAAGAUUUUUAUUUUGCAAUAGUUUCCCAUUUAAUUUUUUAUGUAAGCUUUUGUUUUAGCAAAACUAUGGUAUUCCUUGCUCAAUUAUUCCACUGAUAAAGGUUUAAUUGGGCAAACCUUUACUGUAUUUGAAACCUUCAGAGACAAGAUGUAAGUGCUUCAAGGCCUACUGGUGUUUUCUCAGUCAUGCAGGAGCUAGGUGAACACCCUCUGGAUCUAGCUCCCACAUAUGAAUGGGCUUAUUAAAUGCAUUUCUGAGGCCUCACAUCAGUUUUACGUAUCAGUGAUGUGUACGACUGGUGUGAAAGGCAUCAGACAGGCAUUUAAUACACCCAUUAAUGUGCGAGAGCUAGCUCCUGAACGACUGAGAAAGCGGAUGCAAGACAGUGAUAUUUCUAAAGUAAUCAAGUUCAAAGUGUAUUUACUAUAAAUUGAAAAAACGUGAAUGACUUGUUUGGGAAACAGAGCCUGAAGUGACUUAUGAAUAAAAUUUCUUAGUGUUAAGACUUGAUCACAUAAGUAAGUGACGAUGUAUGCCACUUUGUUUUACAAUUUUCUUAUAUAAUAAAAGCCUCUUUCUAAA